UUGUGGCAAGAGUGUAAUGGGACAGUGGGUAGGAAGGUGAAAAGUGUUUUUGUUUUUUUUGCUUCUGUUGUGGAAAUCCCGAACAAAUACGUCAGGAAAAUUCGAUACCCAAAGCAUGCGUUGUAGUGCAAGGUCAGGAUGGAAAAAUGCGAGGAAAAUAGAUGAUAUUUACAUCGCGCUUUAUGCUAGUGACCAAUUUUUCGUUUUUCUUCUGCUUAUUGUUAUGUUGGUUUCUUGCGGUGAAUCUCUAUUCAGUUACAUUACGGUAAAGAGACUUAAGGAGUAUAUUGUGCCGCCUAACAUAUCAAAAUGUCAUUAGCCUUUCAUUGGGCCUCUAUACGUUUCGUUCAGGAAGCAUCAGGCAUUAUCGAUUUUGAACCCGAUGGAAGUAUUUGUUUAAUGCUACUAGAACCAAUUUGUAUGCGCAAUGUUUUUCAAACUAAUGUUAAACAGGAUCAUGUUUUUAAAUACAUAUUCGCAAAAAUAAAUGUCACUGCACUAGUUGUUGCAAUAAAGAAAAAAAACUUUGUAUAAACCAUUGCGUGUGCUCCGCAGGGUGACGAAACGGGGGUUUUCCGCUUUGGAUUCUUAUCAGCUUUGCAUGGCAAAACGUUAUGCUGGUGGACAAUUUCCUGCCUAUUUGAUAACUUUACUAUCUUUAACGACACGUGCAUCCUAUUUGGUUUGGUCACUAAAAUCGGAAGAUCAAAAACAAAUGUCUAAUUAAAAGCGUUAGCCGGCUGUAGCCGUAACUGGGUUUGCUAUCGUGCUUGACUGCAAUUGAUAAGAAUUUUGGAAGCAUUCACAAUCAAAUGACAUUUUACAGAAGAAUGACCAAUUGUGCAAUAUGCAAUCGAAGUUUCAGUGCAGGAAGCAGCAACAGCCUGUGCAGGCGGUAAAUGAAUUACACCGUGGAUAACAUUUUAAAGUUUGUGAGUGGAAACGUGUAGCACAGCACGAUCGUGGAAAUAAAGCGUUUCACUAAAGCCUGUUCUAGAGGUGUAAUAAAAAGUGCGAGCAGUGUGAUUGUUUACUAGUGUCAAAACCAACGCGUUCUUCUGCUGCUAUGGCUACUGCAACGGCAGCCACGUCCGCUUCGUCUAGCAAUCAGCAACAGCAUCUGCAAACUUACGAUGAUGAUGACGAGUUCCAGGAUGCAUGUGAUGCUGAAACUGCCUCUGGAUCUUGCGCUCUAGAUUUAGAUACAGCGCUAGCAGAGGCAAAGAUAGCAGUCGAUCUAUUUUUUAACAAUAAGUUCAACGAAGCAGAAGCCCUUAUGAAACCACUGGCGACAUCAAGCAUGUACCAUUCCGUUGGACACAGUGUGUUCACCUAUCUGGAAGCUAUGCUUACGUUCGAGCAGCAACACAUAGCAGCCGCGUCGGAGGCGCUUAAACAGUGUCUAAACGUUUGCAAUCGUUAUCGAAAAAAGAGCACACUUACGGAGACGAUAGGCAAAACCUUUAAGAAAGUGAAUUAUGAUCAGUAUACUGAUUUGGAAGCACACGCAGAGCUUUGCUCCGCCGAGGCUUUACUGCUGAAAGCGAUGCUGACGUUUAUAGAGGAUGAGACUCUAACCAGCUUGAUUAAGGGCGGAAUGAAGAUUCGCAAUUGCUUUGCGAUGUACAAGGAAUGCAAUAACAUUCUUACACAUCGCCAAUGGGAAUCGGAAAGUUCGAAGCUACACUUCGAGAGCGGCGUGCGAAUGGGCUUGGGCACGUUUAAUCUCAUGAUAUCUUUGCUACCGGCGCGGAUUAUAAAACUGUUGGAGUUUAUUGGCUUUUCCGGCAAUAAGCAAUCGGGAAUGCAAGACCUAAUUACCGGUUCACAAAGCGAAGGCAUUCGACAGGUGUUGUGUGUGAUGACAUUACUCGGGUACAAUCUGAUUGUGUGUUAUGUGCUGAGCCAUAAGGAAGGCGAUUUACGCUUUUGCGACGAACUGCUGGUAAAACAGCUGAAUCAGUAUCCGGACGGCGUUUGGUUCCUGUUCUUCAAAGGUCGUCUGGAGUUCAUGAAGGGCAAUCUCGACGAUGCGCUUAAAUGGUAUAAGAAAUCUUGGAAGUCACAAAACGUGUGGCCACAGUUUCAUCAUCUGUGCUUUUGGGAACUGCUUUGGGUUAAUUGUUUAAGGCUCAAUUGGCGUGAGUCGUUACUGUUCGCGACGUACCUUGUCGAGAACAGCAAAUGGUCGCGCACGAUCUACACAUAUCAGAAGGCAUCAAUCAUGUGUAUGCUGAAGACGGAGGAAUUACAUUCGAGCGAGAUUCGGACAAUCGCCACACUGAUGAAAGAAGUGCCAAAGUACAAGCAACGGAUAGCGGGCAAAUCAUUGCCGAUGGAGAAGUUUGCCUGUAAAAAGACUGAACGGUUCUUCGCUCAGCAGUCGUUCCUGUACGUACCCGCGUUGGAGUUGAUGUUUGUGUGGAAUCUGUUCAAGAUACUGGGCAAACAUUUCCAUUUAGCGGACGGCGUCUAUCGAAUAGUGGAGGAGAAUCUCAAUCAUUACGGCGAACGUGUCAACUCAAAGUCAAACCCGGCGUUUGGCAUUUAUGCGGCGGAUAAUAAAGCGUUGCUGUUGCUUUUGAAAGGCGCCUGUUUGCGGCAGAUGAACAGUCCGCUGCAAGCCACACGGUGCCUUGAGGAGGUGAUUGCCCUGUACAAAGAUAUUAAAGAAGACCAUUACCUGGUACCUUAUGCAAUUGUAGAACUGGCAUUGAUCUACAUCGAUCAAGGAAACAAAGAUCAAGCCAUACUAGCUCUAGAGGAUGCUAAGAAAAAUUACAGUGGAUAUUCACUAGAGUCACGGUUGCACUUCCGGAUACACACGGCCCUGAUGGAGCUAAAGGGGAAAAGCUACGAAAACAUUCCUUCUGGGGCAGAAUGAAGGAACAGCACCUGACGCCUUCACCAUGACACUAUUCUACGAUGAAAUAAAACACGAAACAGAAAGUGAACCAAACAACGAUUAUUCGAAGUGAGACCAAACCAAAUGUGUCAUUUUUUUAAAGUUCAUCCAAAGUAAUUUCUGCAUGAAUAGGAGCUUAUGGGCAUAGUACUAAUUCUACGUCAUACGGAAUCGAUUCCUAGUCAUGAUAUCGCAGAGCGACCAUCUAAGCUCAAGCAUUUACGAUACGAGCUCUUAAUAUUUGUUUUAGCAUUACAACUGUUUAUAUUUGUUGCUCACUUUCCAAUUUAAAUCGAUAUUAUAAAUUCGGGUAAUUCAAAACCAUAAAUCCUUAUACCAAACAGUAUAGGUAGUUUUGACGGCAUAGGUAUUAUUUUAAUUGAUGAACUAUGUACGUGUAGCAGAUUGUAGAUACAUCUUAUAGCCUAUAGUUUCGCUAGUCAAGGAUUAAACACUAGCAAUGUAGGAGAUUAAAAAACUUAGAUUUAAAGUUUUUAUGUGCAGGGUUGGUUGAUAGGAAAAAAUAAAAUCUUAUAUCAUUCAGAAGAUAAAAAC
Anopheles merus is the source of this 3460-nucleotide messenger RNA. Its product is annotated as tetratricopeptide repeat protein 39B-like. The transcript is spliced from 10 exons. The coding region runs from base 1067 to 2884 and encodes 605 amino acids. The record is from RefSeq and is a predicted model, not a curated record. Lineage: Eukaryota; Metazoa; Arthropoda; Insecta; Diptera; Culicidae. Gene Ontology annotation, molecular function: protein binding.